Messenger RNA from Aspergillus mulundensis, 1248 nucleotides. RefSeq names its product OSBP family protein. Gene Ontology annotation, cellular component: membrane; cytosol; intracellular membrane-bounded organelle. The record is from RefSeq and is a predicted model, not a curated record. NCBI's taxonomy places the organism in Eukaryota, Fungi, Ascomycota, Eurotiomycetes, Eurotiales, Aspergillaceae. Gene Ontology annotation, biological process: endocytosis; piecemeal microautophagy of the nucleus; exocytosis. The coding region runs from base 1 to 1248 and encodes 415 amino acids. The transcript is spliced from 4 exons. Gene Ontology annotation, molecular function: oxysterol binding.
AUGUCUUCCAAGGACUCUGCCUCCAGCCUACCGGCCCAGAACAAAUCCACGUGGUCGAGUUUCCUCAAGUCAAUCGCCUCGUUCAACGGCGACCUCUCCUCCCUGACCGCACCUCCUUUCAUCCUCUCCGGCACCUCUCUCACCGAGUACUCUGCCUACUGGGCGGAACACCCCGCCCUGUUCGUCGCCCCGGCACAAGAAUCCGACCCGGAGAAGCGAGCUCUCGCCGUCCUGAAGUGGUUCCUUAGCACCCUCCGCCAGCAGUACUGCAGCCGCAGCGAGAAACUGGGCAGCGAGAAGAAGCCCCUGAAUCCGUUCCUCGGAGAGCUGUUUCUUGGCAAGUGGGAUAGCGAUGCGAAUGUGGGUGAGACUAGCUUGAUUAGCGAGCAAGUUAGCCACCACCCCCCGGCCACUGCUUAUGCGAUCCGGAACGAGAAACAUGGUGUUCAGCUGCAAGGAUACAACGCACAGAAAGCUUCGUUCUCCAGCACUAUCUACAUCAAACAGAUCGGCCAUGCCUUGUACACUCUUACACCCCCCGGCGCGGACAGGAACGACCCAGCCCAGCAGGAGAAAUAUGUCAUCACCCUUCCCGCCCUCCACGUGGAAUCGCUAAUUUACGGAAACCCUUUUAUGGAACUAGAAAAAUCGACCUACAUCGUCAGCAGUACCGGCUACAUCUCGAAGAUCAGCUACUCCGGAAAGGGUUGGGUGAGCGGCAAGAAGAACACCUUCACAGCCAGCCUGUACAAGGAAAGCGAUGGCGAGAAGAAGCCCUUAUACACAAUCGAUGGCCAGUGGUCCAAGGAAUUCACCAUCAAGGACGCCAAGGCCAAGAAGGAUGUCGAGACCGUGACGGUUACGGAUCUACAAACCACCCCCCUCACACUUGCGCCCAUCGAGCAACAGGACCUCUUCGAAAGUCGCCGCGCUUGGAGGGACGUCUCAGCGAACAUCGAAACAGGCAACAUGGACGCCGUCUCCACAGCCAAGGGCAAGAUCGAGAAUGCGCAGCGCGAACUCCGCAAGGUCGAGAAGGCCGAGGGCCGCGAAUGGGAGCGCCGCUUCUUCGACCGCGUCGACGAGAACUCGGACCCGCAGUUCCUGGAGCUCGCGCGGAAGGCAGGGCUGACUACUCUGGAGAGCGACAAGACCGGCGGCGUGUGGCGAUUCAGCCCAGAGAAGGCUGUCGGUGCGAAGCCUCCGUAUCACAAGACCGGUGGCGAGGGUCUAGGAGUCUCAAACUAA